GCCUUUGAUUGGCUGUCACAGUUUUCAAAUCAGACGAAGCCACACAAGUAACAUGAGGAAUGUGUAUACAUGUGGGUUUCUUUUUGUUUUUUUUAAAACCGGUAUGCUGCAAAUCUGAAUGAGUGUUUCUGAACGAUAUCGUUUUUAACAUCUGGGGUUCUUCUGUCUGGAUUUAUGCAUUGAGAAGAAUCAAAUAAGUCAGUAUUGUAUUUAAACCUGAAUUUGUUAUCCAAAUACGUGUGUCUCCAUUUUUAGUAUACUAAGUGUUAUUGUCACCGGUACACGAAUCACUCCUUGUAAAAAAUGCAAUUUGUAAAUAUAGUAACGUUAUUGGCACUUGGUGUAAUUUUGCACAGUCCCUGUUUAUUCGCUGGCGACUCAAAAACAUCCUGUGCAACGUGCCGGACAAUAGUUGACAACUUUGAUAAGGGUUUAGAUAAAACAGCUAAAAAGAAUUUUGGGGGAGGAAACACUGCCUGGGAGGAAAGAGCAUUAUCAAAAUAUGAAACUAGUGAGAUUCGUCUAGUGGAGAUCCUUGAAAACCUCUGUGACAGCAGCAGCUUUGAAUGUAACCACAUGGUAGAAGAACAUGAAGAGCAAUUUGAAAACUGGUGGUUCAAAAAGAAGGAUAAAUACCCAGACCUUUUUAAAUGGUUCUGCAUAGACAAUAUUGAAGUGUGUUGUCCUCCAGGAACCUUUGGUCCUGACUGCAACGCUUGUGUUGGAGGGUCUGAGAGGCCAUGUCAUGACAAUGGUGACUGUGAUGGUGACGGCACUAGAAGAGGGGAUGGGAAAUGUCGGUGUAAUAAAGGAUACAAAGGAGAUUUCUGUUUAGAAUGUGAUGAUGGAUAUUUUAAUAAAGAAAGAAAUGACACGUUCUCUCUGUGCACAGAAUGUCAUGAGUCUUGCCAAACCUGCUCUGGCCCAACUAACAAGGAUUGCAAUGAAUGCAAAAGUGGCUGGGUACAGGAUGAUGAAAAAGCAUGCAAUGACAUAGAUGAAUGUGCAAAUGAGACAUCUCCUUGUAAAGAAAACCAGUAUUGCCACAAUAAAGAAGGCUCCUACUCCUGCAAAGCCUGUGAUGCUGCGUGUACAAGUUGUUCUGGGGAGGGUCCUGAAAAAUGCACAGGCUGUUCAUCUGGAUACACUGAGGAAGAUGGAAAGUGUACAGAUGUAAAUGAAUGCAGCCUCCCUGACAAAUCAUGCUUGCGUGAAAAUGAGGACUGUGUUAACACCAAAGGUAGCUUCAAAUGUGUUUGCUCUCAAGGCUUUGAAGACAAAGAUGGAGCCUGCAUAACAACUGAUGAAACAGAGGAAAACAUGGAAGAUGAGGAUUCUUCAGAAACUGUAUCACCUGACAAUGUGCAUGAGGACCUAUAACGUUUUUUUUAAUCUUUGCUGCUCUGUAACCACUUCAUUUAAAUUAUUUGAAUUGUGUCAUCAACUUGACUGCACUAUCUGGACAAAUGUUUAUAACUGAAAUAUCUGGGGAAACAAACAGCUUACAUUGAGAUUAAUAGAAUUAAAUGUGGCCAACCAUAUGGAUUUUUAAUUGAUUACAUUGUUUUUGUGUGUUCCAAAUGCACUUAUUUUUGUAAAAGGGAUGUCCUUUUUGGAGAAAAAUAAAUUAAAUCUUAAAUGUAUUUUUUUUCACAGUAGAAAUAUAUGCGAUUAUUGCUUAUGGUUGAAGUAAUUAAUAAAAGGGUUAAAUAAUACUGUUUCACAUGUCCUGUCCAUAUUUUAAAUUCCAAAAGGGGAGUUAAUGUGUUAGUCUAGGCAGCAUUCUCAAGAAAUGUGAUGCAAGAGAUAAAUCAUGUAACAAGCUGGCAACAGGUGUUUCUAGGGUAAUUUGACCCUGCUGAUUAUGAAAAUCUCUGUUGCCAAGCUGGACUUUUGGCCUGAAGUACAGAAUUCAAGAUGGUCCCCAAAUAAACUUUGAUUUCUCUGGUUCUAGAUCAGCUAGAGUUGAAAUUGCAAAACUUUUUAUGCAGUUAUUGUGGUCAAGACAUUCAAUGGAAUAUGUUUUGUAAGUGUAGGAAUGUCCAAAACUAAAAUUUACUAAAUGGUAACCAUGACAAUUGUGCUUUUCUGCACUGGCUUGUCUUGCAAGAACAUGAAAUCACAUCAAUGCAGGCAUCAGGAACAGCAUUCAAAAUUGUCAGAAUAAGGGCCAGUUUUCCUGCAGCAUCAAGUUUCCACCCCGAGUCAGCUGGUGCAGGAAGUUCCAUUUCAGCAUGGUGAGGAUUCUCCCAUAUGGCUGCUUGGUAGUGUGACCUCAUUUAUGUGCUGUUGCAGUGCAUCACUUGUUGGGGGCAGAGAUUCUGUGUGUUUUUUUUUUUUUUUUUGUCUUGGCAAACAGUGUGACAGACAGAGUCCACAUUUGUAACCUGUGAUCCGACCCUGUAAAGCUUCACAACAGACUUUUCAGCACUAUGCACUGCAUUUUCAGUCAGAGGAAACUUCCCUAAUUCGGAAAGCAGCUCAGCAUGGCUUGAGAAUACGUUCCACCCUGCACGCUUGCUGUUUGCAAGGUAAGAUGUCGCAUCACAUCCUGUGAGUGCAUGAAAUGCAAGCAAAUUGGACUUCAGCAUUGGUGGCAACUGAUCACAUGUGUGAACUGGGACAAACUUCCUCCUCUUUGAUGUUCCAGCCAUCAUCCACAGUUUUGUGCACUGCAUGUUCUCAAAGUGAUGAAUCAGAAGCAGGAAUACAUCAGUGUCCCGAGCCUAAACCACUACUGUAUCGAAGCUGCUGUUGACUGCAUGCAGUACCAUUAGAGUGUCCGCCUUUUCAUGUGAUGCUUGCAAUGGUUUCACAUCUGUUGAUGGAUUGGUUGAUACCACUUCUCUCUCGUCUUUGAAACCUCUAGCAGCACCAACUUCAAGGUUGGGAUAAUUGUAUGAAAUAAGCAGAGAGUGCAGAGAGGGAGUGAGCAAGAUCUGCCUUGUUCUCUGGCAAUGCCAAAGAGUUUGUCCAGUUCUUUGGCAGUGGCACGUCUCUGUUCUCAAUGACACGCCUUAUUGAUCGGGAUGUCUUUGAGCGCUUCUUGUGUGUUCUGGCUUUGAUUGAUUUUUUCCCAAUUAACUGUCAAACACAACAUCAACUCUGUUUUAUGUUGAGCCAGCUUGUUUUACUGGUUCCACAAAAAAUGUCAGCGAGGUUGCCAAAUGUAGUUGCAUUUGCAGGUUGUAGGUUAUGCAAAAUUGAUUUUUUAGACAUUGCUACGGUUUCAAAACAUGCACCAUUGUUUUGUUUGACCUCAAUAACCCUGUAAAAAGUUUUGAAAUUUCUUGUUUAGAAAAAUAAAUGUUACAAUUUAUUA
Messenger RNA from Acipenser ruthenus (sterlet), 3322 nucleotides. RefSeq names its product cysteine-rich with EGF-like domain protein 2-A. NCBI's taxonomy places the organism in Eukaryota, Metazoa, Chordata, Actinopteri, Acipenseriformes, Acipenseridae. Bases 304 to 1380 code for a protein of 358 amino acids. Gene Ontology annotation, molecular function: calcium ion binding. The transcript has 10 exons. The record is from RefSeq and is a predicted model, not a curated record.